Messenger RNA from Hylaeus volcanicus, 6780 nucleotides. RefSeq names its product synaptic vesicular amine transporter (gene Vmat). The transcript is spliced from 12 exons. NCBI's taxonomy places the organism in Eukaryota, Metazoa, Arthropoda, Insecta, Hymenoptera, Colletidae. The record is from RefSeq and is a predicted model, not a curated record. Gene Ontology annotation, molecular function: serotonin:sodium:chloride symporter activity. The coding region runs from base 616 to 2154 and encodes 512 amino acids. Gene Ontology annotation, cellular component: terminal bouton; synaptic vesicle membrane. Gene Ontology annotation, biological process: transmembrane transport; aminergic neurotransmitter loading into synaptic vesicle.
AUACCGGACUUUUAGAUCGAAUUGUAUCAUUGCGAUCGGUUUGUUUUUAAUUGUUCAAAUAAUAAAGACACUGAUAUAUAUGUUUUUAAAUGUAAUUUGGAAAAUCAGGCUUGUAAGCGUUAAUACGUUGAUCGGCACGUCAUCCAGGGUGGGCGAAAGGACUUUUCAUUAAAGAUCUAAAUAAAGUAAUUCCGAAGUUGAAGUGUUAAUAAAAAUAAAUCUGAAUACGAUUCGUGAAUUUGGAGAGUUUGAAAAAUUAAAUAGAUAGACCGUCCAAUUUUUAAUUGCCUCGUGACGAAAUUUUAACUUCGUAGAAAUAUUCACGAGUUUCAACAGAAACUUUUCGCCAUUAGACACUCGUGACGCUGUAUUGAUACGAUGGUAGGUCCUCUAGUCGUCUAGAUUCACACCUGUGGUUCGCACCUUCCAGGUCGCACCUGUUGGAGAAGGUAACAAUCCAAGAGUCCUUCCACGCGGUAGGUUUUCUCUUUUAACCCAGGUCUGUGGAAAACCCGUGAAAAUUGAAUUCCCGAGGUUGGAGAAGAUUGAGGAGGAUCGGAGUAGGGAGGAGCAGGUUACUCGACGUAAGGGUACCCGAGGAAACAGUGAGCGAGGAUGGGUGGCGGAGAAUGGACCAGUUGGUUGCAAGGAUGUCGAGAAUCGCGGAGAUUGGUCCUCGUGAUCGUCGCCAUCGCUCUGCUCCUGGACAACAUGCUCCUGACUACGGUCGUGCCCAUUAUACCGGAAUUUCUGUACGACAUCAAGCACCCUAACUCGACCCUGAGCCAGCACCUCGAAUCGAGUGGUCCUGCUCGAACGACCACGAUGAAGACCACGACAAGUACCACCAGCAGCAUAACCACGACUCCAAAAUGUCCUUGUGCCCCGAACAGAUCAAGCGAUGCUCAACUGGAGUUCAUUUACGCCAGCACCCUAUCUACCAUCGAUCUUCCUGAGAACCCGGUCGACAAUGGGAGUUUAGCAGAGUUAAAGGAAAAGGAGCAGAGACAUCGUGAAUUAUUGGAGGAAACUGUCGCGGUUGGGGUAAUGUUCGCAUCGAAAGCUUUCGUACAGCUCUUGGCCAAUCCUAUCGUUGGCCCACUUACCCACAAAAUUGGUUACAGCAUCCCCAUGUUUACUGGAUUCAUCAUUAUGUUCCUUUCCACGCUGAUAUUCGCGUUUGGACGAAGCUACGGUAUUCUUUUCUUGGCAAGGGCGCUGCAGGGAAUCGGAUCAUCGUGCUCCAGCGUUUCAGGUAUGGGUAUGCUGGCCGAGAGAUAUCAAGACGAUAAGGAACGUGGAAACGCGAUGGGUAUCGCGUUGGGUGGUUUGGCCCUCGGUGUUCUCAUUGGUCCACCCUUUGGCGGGGUCAUGUACGAGUUCGUUGGGAAAUCUGCUCCGUUCUUGAUACUUUCCGCAUUGGCUCUUGGCGACGGAAUUCUGCAACUUCUGGUGCUACAACCGUCCGUCGUUUAUACCGAAGCAGAUCCGCCAUCUUUGAAGUCGUUGGUCACUGAUCCUUACAUCGUGCUGGCUGCUGGUGCCAUCACGUUCGCCAACAUGGGUAUCGCUAUGCUGGAGCCUAGCCUCCCGAUUUGGAUGAUGGACACGAUGGGUGCGAGCAGAUGGAAACAGGGCGCCACGUUUUUACCAGCGAGCAUCAGCUACUUGAUCGGUACCAAUCUUUUUGGACCACUUGGGCACAGGAUGGGCAGGUGGUUGGCUUCCUUGAUCGGACUUGUCGUCAUUGGUAUUUGUCUGAUGUGUAUACCACUGGCAAGGAGUAUCGAUCACUUGAUCGUACCCAACGCUGGCUUGGGAUUCGCUAUCGGCAUGGUUGACAGUUCGAUGAUGCCCGAAUUAGGUUACUUGGUGGACAUAAGGCACAGUGCUGUUUACGGAAGCGUUUAUGCCAUUGGAGACGUUGCAUUCUGUUUAGGUUUUGCUAUCGGACCUGCAUUAAGCGGUACAUUGGUCAACACAAUCGGUUUCGAAUGGAUGUUAUUUGGAAUCGCUAUUCUCAACUUUCUUUACGCUCCUCUGAUGUACUUUUUGAGAGCACCACCAACGAAGGAGGAGAAGAAGUCGCUAAUCAUUGGCGAGAAAUCUUCUGUGCGCUACGUAACGUACCAGAACGAAGAAGAGGAGCAAUAAACUAACCUGGGACGCUCUUCUCGUCGAUCAGUUUUCCGUUCAUGGUAUUCUUCACACGAUGGAACAACGAGUUAAAUAUAAUUAGCGAUCCCCAUCCGCAACCUGCCUCAAGAUACAUCUUUUUUUUUUUAUAGGUUAUGUGUAUCUUCUCGGGGAAAUUAGCGAUACCGUAAGACGACAGAAAAUGUUGUCCUUGCUCUUGACACUCUAUGUUUAGAACAGUGACGCUCAUUUGCACCAGUGUUUCUCAAACUGGGGUUCACAAAUUAAAAAAAAAUGCAUAUUAUAAGCAUACUAGUUUAAUAAAAAAGCUGUUUUAUAAGUGUUAAAAAGCUCCAUAGAUUCUUACAAUUUUAUCUGGAAGUCAGGUAAUAAGUAAUUUUUGUUACAUUCAUUUCUGUGCAGUAAAUUAGUUGUACAACUUCGAUUAAAAAGUAUUCUUCUUAAAAGCCUUUAAAGUAUAUUAAAAAUAUAACAAUUCAAAUGUAUCCUAGGGAGUUUGAGAAACACUGUCACUUAUAUCGCGGGAUAUCAAACGCUUGACAAACACGCGAUCAUCUCGACGGAACGAAUGAUCGACUUUCUCUUUAUCCUCGAUGUUCGAAGCACGCAUUGGCACAUCCAACGAUCUUUCGAACUCCCAAGAUAAAGGAGAAGCACGCUGUACGAGGAUAAAACUUUCUGAAAUUCGCGCGCGCGCGAUAAAUAGGCGUUUAAUUACUUCCUUAGCUAAUGAAAAUUGUAUAUACACACGUAUAUGUACUUGUAGCAGUAGAUCGAAAGAAUAAGUGUGUGCGUUCAAAGAAAUUGUACGCAUCGGCAUGUAUAGAAUAAGUGCAUUUGAUUUGCAUCGAUCAAUCGAUAAAGAUGUAUACGUAGCUUGUACACCGCGAUCGGUCGGUAAUUUAUUCGUUAGUUCGUGAACCGUAAACCGUGCGAAAUCUUCAGCCGCUCGUGACGAAAAAAUAUUAACAAAAUUACAAAAUUUUUUUACGGAGAACCGCCUGAUUUGGAUUCCCUGAAUGGCUGCAGGGAAACCGACCGCCAAAACAGCGAUCAGGUGUCAUGAAGAGUUCUCCAAAAUUUGUCGAGUCGAUUCUAUUCGAUAGUCGGUAAAAAAGAGUAUACCGACAUGUUGAACCAAGUAGUGACAGCUGAAGAGAAUUUGCAAUCUUUAUCCUUAGUAGGUAAUUAAGAAAAAACCGAUUUCAAUAUUCUCUAGACGGUAUACCUAUAUAUGUAUACAUGUAUAAAAGAAAAGCUGUUGUGUUAUUACUACGCGGUAAACGAUAGGAUUGCCACAAGUUUAAAUUCAAAUGAAAUAUUUACGAUUAUAUAUAUGAAUUUAUCGCACUCUGUAUGGUAUAUACACUGAUGAAAAUAUCCACUGAGAGUCUUAUUAGUGUACAAUUCUGUUUAUGAGAUGCCAAGGGUCCUAUGCCCUAAGCUUAUAAAUAUACGUACAUGCAUACACGCACGUAGGGCUUUAGUCUCUCAGAAACAGAAUUGGCCUAUUUUACACUUAUCAAUAUGCGGCAAUCCUGAUAAAUCGGUGAAUAGGUUAGCGUCGUAGCGUUCGUAGGAUUAGCAAAUCAUACGAUAAACUGUGUGAAUUCGCGGCGGGAAACUCUACCUUCAAUAUUCUUUGUUCCGUGUUGGUUCUCUUAAAAAUAUUUAUAAAGGAGAUACACGCAUAGAAACGCGUUACGCGUAUUCGUGUUCCAGUAAUAGUUCCGUAAGCAUGGUAGCUUAAAUAGAACAGUUGCGUAUAAACAAAUUCUAUAACCUCAAAAGUAGGCUGAUUGUAUUCGUUGUUCGGUUCGAGGAACAAAGGCCGUGUAUGUGUAUACAACCAGGUCCUAAGCUACUGCAAAUGUACGUGAAAAUAAUUUUUAAGGAAAGAAGCAGCAUUAUUGUAUUGUUUCGACAAAGGUGCUAAUAAUACAUACUCGUGCGAGCAUACUCGAUAUAAAUACUAAAUGCACUCGUGCAACAUAAAUAUAUGAUACUAUAAUUAAGCGAAAUUAUAUUUGUGGUAGAAUCGUAGAAACUUUGAAUUUCAAUCUGUAGUAUACUAAGAGAUGUAUAAUAGAGUAGAUUAGAAUAAAGCGGAGAUCCAUCGGAAUUUUCUCAUAAGAUUGGCGGUUCUAUUGAAUUCAGAGACGAACAAGAUUAUCUAGAUGAAAUUUUUUAGUAAGACAUAAAAGAUGGAGAAUUUAUUUGGAUUAUAGAGUGAAAUUAUAUUUCAUGGCGAAUACAAAUUUGACUGUUCGAGUAAACAAAUUUUAUCCAUCUCUGAUUGAAUCCAACCAAGUUGCAUUUGAACAAAUAUUUUAACCGUUCGAAACCACUUAUGUGAAUCGAAAUUUUCAAAAUGAAGAACAUGUACCACCAGAUUGAUAAAGAAGAGAACAACAAGACAGUAAUGUAGCUAGAUGCUAGAGGGAGCUAUUCUUCUUUCUUUUUGAGCGGAUAAAAUAUUUGGCACUAACUUCAGUGGCGUAGCCAGCAAGUUGGAACGAAUUAGUUGGAAGUUUUUCGAGUGGAUAUACAUGUACAGCUUUCCAUUUCGAAUUCUAUGAAAUCCAAGAGGUUGUGUCACAUGGCAUACCUACUCCCGGUAAAAAACGCGAGUCAAUUCGAUUUGCAAAUUCUUAACGAACGCUCGCCGCAACCGUAUAUAUUUAAGAAGGAGCAUCGCGUCACAUGAAAGGGAAAUAUAAAAAUCUAAAGCGAAUUUCAGAACCGAUCGUUUCGAGAAAUCAGUGUCGUCAUAUUAUAGGGGGUAAAGAAUCGCAAUCAAGAAUCGACGAAUCGCCAUCGUUGCAUCGUCAUAGUGUAACUGCUAUCCAUUAUGUGUACCGUACGAUGUAAACGCAUUAAGGAUCGUUCAGAUUUCUGUACAUAUAGAGGACGUACCAUAUGUGUAUUUAAGAUGCAAUUAUAGCGAAAUCGUAGCUACACCAACUUUUCAAGUCAACUUUAUCGUUGGUCGAUGACGCUUCGCCCGGUUUCUCGCUACUUUUUGCUGAAGGCAGACCGUUAUCAAAUCAUCCUUUAUAUUUUUAAUAUAUUCCCGUUUGAUUGUCGAAGUUCGAGCGUUUAAAUUCGUUUAAAGGGAAAUGUUUGAAAAUAAUUCGCGUCAAGCCCCGAUAAGCCUAGUUUCACCACUGGUUGUGCAGCCUGUGGCUUACUUUACGCAUGCGUAUAAUAUAAUGCACUCACCCCGAAGCAUUAGCUGCAGGCUGUUGUCGAUCUGUCUGCAUUGCUGGUGAAAUCGAAACGAUCUUUUUGGAGAAAAGAUGUCACUGAUCAAUAAUUAUGCUCAAACGAACACGAUCGAAUGAUGGCAUCGAUUUAGAACUAACUCGCAAAAUCGACCGUAAUCGUUAAUCGAUAUUUUUGGCGACUGUGGCGAACAUCGAAAAAUGAUUCUUUUUCGACACUUUAUAAUUCGAUGCAUCGAAUAUAGAAAACGUUAUGAUCAACUGAGUUCUACAAAUAUCUUCGCUUUUCAAAUUUGAACGAAUACAAGUAUAACAAAUUAAAAAGAACUUGCGGGUCUGGGUUAGAUUACACUGCACACUAUUAAAUUUCCAUGGCUGGAUCGACGUUGAAUUAUUUUUCGAUGCAUUGGCCAUACUCCAAAAAUUGUCUAUGCUUCGUCUUCUAUUUUUGUCUAACCUUUCGCGCGGGAAUUCAUCAGCCAUAUUGUUAUAUCGAGCUCCGAUCGUGAUCCAGUUGUACGCGAGCAGGACGCUAAGCUUUUCGAUGUAUCUUCGUGCCGCGUUUAAAAAAACAAUUGAAAACAAAAUCUUAGCGAAUAAUUCGUCGAUGGCUGCUAUUGUGAACAGACAAUAAGCAACGAUGACGGAGACGAACGAUCGUUUUCACGUUAUUAUAUACUUCGAUAUGCGUUCACGUCGAUGAACUGCGCGUUCUCGAUCGAUCGCUUUCGAACUUUGAGAUCGAUAGACGACGGAAAGACUUGAAUUUAGUUACGUCAAAGAACGAACAAACGAACGUUAACCAAUUCUAUCUAUGCGUACGCAUAAUUUUAUCUACGAGUACUGUUCUUAUCUGAAAAGAAAAAUCCUACAAGUUAUGGGAAACGUUUUUCUUCUCAGAAGACCACAGAACAUUUUUGAACGCAAUAUUUUCUUGUAUCCAAUGAUUGUUACGUAAAUAUUUAACCAGCUGGUGUAUGGGUCCGACAUUUAAUGCCUGUGUAGUUGUUGAAAAACAGCGAGAUUUGAGGGAAAAAAUAAAGGUAGUCCUUAUUAAAUUGUAUGGUGUGUGUAUGUGUGUGAGUAUGAAUUAUAUAAACCUGCAUAAAUGCAGAUGAAAGAUGCAAAUCUGCGAAGGUAAAUCACUUUGGAAAGAAAUUUCGAACGAGUCGGCUCUGAAAAUCGUGGAUUUUUUGCCCAUUAUAUAUCGAUCAACGUUCGAACGAUGCUCCAAAUAACGAUUUAAACUCAUAUCUAAAGAUUGAUCCUGAUUACUACGAUCAAACUUGUUCUAUCGAAUUAAUCAUUACUCGACGUUACUUGUUACUUACAAGCAUGAUCUGUUUAUGUGUGUAUUGUUCAAUAUCGUGUAACAAAUAAAUGUACGUGUUCAACGUGA